AUGCUAGCUCGAGACCUAAACAAUCAAAUCUCUUUACAAAUUAUAAAGGCUUUAAUUGAAGCUUGUCAUCGAGACUUGAAUCUAUUUUCAAAGUACAUUGUUAAGAUCUUCAAGAUGAUGUUGGAAACAAAAGAUAUUGAAACAAUGGAUCUUACUUGUCAAGUGUUUGUCAUAUUUACUAGUUAUCAUGAUGGAUCAACAUUAGGAAUUGAUUCUGAGUUUACCAAAGAUUAUGAAUAUCUCUUGAAGAAAUUUGCAAGCUUUUGUUCUAAUGAUAGCAAUGAAACAACCUUUAAUUUACAAAUGAGGUAUAUUGGUCAAAAGGCAUUACAAGCAGCAGUGACAUCAAAUGCUCUUCAAGCAUCCAAUUUUAAAGUUCAACUUGAUUUAAUUUUAUUGCCCCUUAUUCAUGCAUUAUCUAACUCUAAAAAUCCGGCAAAUGCUUUAGCUCAAAGUAAUAAUGAGGAUUUAGAUAUUCGAGAACCUACUAUUGGACAUGAAACAUUAAAUGCUCAUUCUGUACAAGUUUUAGCUGCGAAAACAGUUGCUCUCUUGUAUAGCAAAACAAAUAGUGGAACAUUCAAAUUAUCACUGAAUCCAUUAUUCACAUUUAUGGAUGCUGAAGAAAAAUGGUGGCCACCUAAUUUUGUAGUAUCUAUGAUGGAAUUGGUACUUGACUCGCUUCAAUCACAACAUCGUUAUCUCCUUGUUUCAGAGAUUCUUUAUCAAUUAGAGAAUGUUAAAAAAGCAACAAAUGUAGAAAAGAAAGAUAGCAAACAAAAGUAUGCUUCACUUGUUUCUAUUUUGGAUAUCAUUCUUAACGCCAAUAUACCUCUUGUUGGUAUAUCUGUCCUUGAAGUACUUAAUACACUUUUUAUACAUCUUAUUAAAUCAGUUCAAGAGUUCACAUCAUUUAAAGAUAAACUGUCUACUACUUCAGAUAGUGAUGUACAGGAUACAUUGCAAUAUACUAUUCAAUAUGGUUUAGCACAUUGUAUUGGAGGCUUAGCAUCUCAAACCUAUUAUCUGAAUCAACUCAAUGAUAUUACAAGCUAUAUUAUUUCAAAGUUAAAAGUGAAUCACGAUACUCUAGACACAAUAGAUGGUUUACUAAUGAAGGAAUAUCGACAUGUAGUUUUAAAAUGCUUAGAUCUUGUCGCAAAGGCUUCUUCAUCUAAACAAGCACAAAAAGAAGAUACUGAAAGUGAUAAUGAGAAUACUUCUCUUUACAGUAACUUGAUUACAUUAGAUGUUUGGAUUCCUGCAUUAGAGACAAGAAUUGAAUUUGCAGAAAUUCUUGUAGACUAUCUAGAAGCUACUUCAGAAAAUGACUUUACUUUAGAACCUUAUCCAAAGGUUUAUUUGGUAAAAGACUCUAUUAUCAAACAAGCAUCACAUCAAAGAGCUGUGGCAGCUAUCGUGAUUGAGUGGCUCAUGAUGACAGGAAAUUUUUAUCGUAUUAGUAGUUUGGUAGAGUAUGCAGAAGGAUUAAAGAACGAACGUAUUCAAUUGAAUGAAUAUUCUUCUGUAUUUUUGGAUCAAGAUUCUUCUGGUGUAGAUGAAGAAAAUGAUGUUAAUCGAUUAGAAGAGUUAGAAUCUGAUAACAAUACUCUAGUUAGUGUCUUUGUAGAUAGGAAGAAGGUAGUUGAUCUAUUAUCAAAGGAAGGACCCUUAAGAGAUGAAGAUGAUACUGAUGGAACCGAUCUAGAGAAUAAACUAAUGGUUGAAUGGGGAUCAAACGUAUAUGUGAAUCAUGACCGUACUUUUAGAAUUAGAACUUCUCGUAAUUUAAAUGAUUUGAAGGCUAAAUUAACUAUCCCUUGGGCAAAAUCUGAUUUAGACCAUCAUGAACAAGAUGAAAAACAAGCUAUUCGAGUAGAAAAUCUAAAAGAAGCUUUAUCUGGACAAUUACAAAAUGAUAUGAAUCAUUUGCAGUCAUUGACUUUGAUCAGUCUUGCAAAGAGAAAUAAUGAAAUUACAAAUACGGAUAUUAGCUUAUUACUUCAAUCACUUUCUCUAGGAAAUGAUUUUUCACCGUAA
Cokeromyces recurvatus is the source of this 2040-nucleotide messenger RNA. RefSeq lists its product as uncharacterized. NCBI's taxonomy places the organism in Eukaryota, Fungi, Mucoromycota, Mucoromycetes, Mucorales, Mucoraceae. Bases 1 to 2040 code for a protein of 679 amino acids. The transcript is spliced from 12 exons. Gene Ontology annotation, biological process: protein localization to plasma membrane. The record is from RefSeq and is a predicted model, not a curated record.